AUGUCAAAAGCAGUAUUGGCUGCUCUUGAAAAUUAUCAUUGUGGACGUGAUCUUAUAUGUCUUUCAUCUAUUUUAAGCGUUUUAAAUACAACAAAUGUUUUAAAAAGUUUACCACAGAAUAUGAAAAGUUCGGGUGGUGAUUUUAUGACAUUGUUGAAUAUUAUGAAUGAUGUUCUAUUAGUCAAACAAUCUGUUCCAACAGAUCAAUUUGAUUUAGAUCGCUUUUGUAAAACUACAGGAUUAGACUGCAUUAGACAUAUUAUUAAACAAGCAUUGGAUCGUUACACAAGUCUCGAAAAAGCAUUUCAUUCGUCAAGCAAUUAUCGUCAAGAAGCCCAAAUACGAUCUGGAAAUUGGAAAUAUGUAGCAAAAUCAUUGUUAGCUGGCUAUUCGGAUAAUGUAUUUGUCUCCAUGAAAGAUUUGCAGGAAAAAACUCAUCAAUACGGCAGAUACAAGGACACAACUGAUCUAGCUAUCUUAGACCUUCAAUCAACUCUGGUACGCCCUAUAAGUGAAGCCCCUGUAUCUAUUGUUUUAGCAAGAGAUGUCCGUUAUUCGACAGCUGUUCGUUCAACAGCGAUAUUAUCAUUUAUUGGCGAAAUUAAACCUUCAUGGAUUGAAUGUCCAACAAAACGAAACAUUAAAAUUAGUGACGAGGAAUUAACUCAUCUGCAUAGUGUUCUACCACGUCUUCUACACCCUAAAAUGCGCAAACAGUAUCCCGACAUCGAAAAGCGUAUUGCCUGUAUAACGGAUAGUAAACGAACGAUGGUCGAUGUCUAUAACAGUAUUAAAGGUCGAGGUGCAACACGUGAAACACGCAUGGAAGCUGUAGCUUGGAUAGCUGUUUGUAAAUUUCAUUGUAAAUUAGAAGGCGGUUUUGUUCGAGACUGGGUCAUUGGCCAUUAUCGAGAACCACAACAACGUACAAACAAUCCAAAAAGUUGGAUUCAAUAUAGAACAACUCCAAAGGGUCAACGGAUUCCAUACAUGAAUAGAGAUAUCGUGCCAGCGGAUUUAGAUUGUCAUUUACCUUUGGAUCGCUAUUUUGAUAUUGAUAAAUUUCUGGAUGAAUUAUACAAAUUUGAUCUUACAUGUGAAGUAAUACGAGAAGAUUGGAGAUAUGUUUUACUGAUAGACGAAAAUGCACCAACCGGUCCAUUUACAAUGGAUCUCAUUGAACCACAUGUCGCAUUGACGCAUGAUCGUAUCGAUCUCGAUGUUAGUAAUCUUUCAUUAGAAAAAGAUUAUCCACAUGAAAUAGGAAUGCGUAUUGAUAUAACACAAUCACCAUAUUCAAUCGAACUUGAAACCAUCGUCCAAAAUAUACAGUAG
This is a messenger RNA of Rotaria sp. Silwood1, 1335 nucleotides long. Lineage: Eukaryota; Metazoa; Rotifera; Eurotatoria; Philodinida; Philodinidae. The record is from the annotation of a GenBank genome assembly.